This is a messenger RNA of Sycon ciliatum, 1861 nucleotides long. RefSeq lists its product as uncharacterized. The coding region runs from base 217 to 1260 and encodes 347 amino acids. The transcript is spliced from 8 exons. Gene Ontology annotation, molecular function: transcription factor binding; transcription coregulator activity. The record is from RefSeq and is a predicted model, not a curated record. Gene Ontology annotation, cellular component: mediator complex. NCBI's taxonomy places the organism in Eukaryota, Metazoa, Porifera, Calcarea, Leucosolenida, Sycettidae. Gene Ontology annotation, biological process: positive regulation of transcription by RNA polymerase II.
AAAAAUACUUCACUGUCAUGUCAUUCAGAGUUCACUAUUCAGGAAUUGUUUUCUUCGCCUUUUGUUGUUGUCUUCUCCUGAAUGAUUGAGAUAUCGGAGCAUUGCGCCUGUCUGAAUCUUUCUUGUAUCUUGAUUGGCCCAAGAGGUUGUCAGCUCAGCCACGCACCAGUGCUGACAACAAUGAGCAGGUAACGAAGGGACACUUUGGCAACAAAGAUGGACUCCUCGAAGGCCACCGUGUCGCUGGGCGAAGCCACUCGCCAGCAGCACAUCGCCGGAGCUGAGAUUCGUGGUGAUAGGUCGGCUGCUGCCGCUGCUGCUACUGUCACAGCAUUGGCUCAGGGAGUGGUGGCCACAUCACAGAGCAGUCGUGCUGGCUCCCAGUCCAGUGGGCUACCCAAGUCCUCGUUUCAUUUGUUCGAGCCCAAGCUGGCAUCUCUUGAUCAUGAGAAAGAGGAAGCAUGGUUGAAGUCAUCCAUGAAGAGUCUGGAGGAGGCACAUCAGAAGUUGUCCAGCAAAAAGAUCAGAUCAUCUCUUGGAUCCUUUCUAUCGGGAGUUGAAGGUAAUGUGGAUGGUGCAGCGUCGGCAGAAGACAAUCUCCGCUCUCUCAUUGAAAAGCCACCAAUUGGAGGUAGACAAUUGGAGCCGCUAAGCAAAUCCGCCCUGCUUGGUUUUCGCUUACGGCCUGGACCGAUACCGGAUGCGUUUCGCAUGAUCCCGGAAGGCAAUCGUAAGAAGGCCAAACGAAAGAAGCACAAGCACCACCAACCGUCCAACCCUCUGGAUGAGAGUGGUGCGGGCGGAACACCGGCUGCUGCAGCGUCAGCAUCGCAUCUCACAGACGGUGGACAGCAAGUUGCGUCAGUGAGUGGCGGUGCUGGUCGGCCCAGUAAGGUCACCACACCCAGUACCCCAUCAACACCUGCCAAGCAAUCGUCGUCUCUAACCGUACCGUUGACUGCAUUUGCCAGUGGCCGAACAACAGCAGCAGCAGGCGGUGGCAUUGGAACUGUUGGAAUGGCGAUACCCGGUCGGUCACCAGUUGCAGGUGGUGCAACAUCCGGUGUUGCCAGCGGAGCAAUGGGCCUAGUUGAUCCCCACUCAGCGCUGGGCUCUUCCGGGGAAAGUUCGGGGCACAAGCACAAAAAGCGGAAACAUGGGGACAGCGAUCGUGAGCAUGAGUCCGACAAGAAGAAGAAGAAAAAGGACAAGAAGAAGAAGAAGGACAAAGACAAAGAUAAAGACAAGAGCAAGAGCUGAUCUGUGAUGGGCUAUCUGUCAUGCACUACGUGUGCACUACCUACCAUGGACUACCUGACUACCUGUGAUAGACCCCUAUGAUGGACUCUCUGUCAUGGACUCCCUGUGAUGCAUGCUCACUGACGUACACCAGCCCCAUCCGUGUGCGUGCUUUGGGGUACGUGUGUGUGUGUGCCUACGUGUGUGUGCAUGUGCCUACGUGUGUGUGUUUGUGUGUGCAUGCGUGUUUGUGCGUGUGUAUGUGUGCGUGCGUUUGUGUGUGUGUGUGCGUGUGUGUGCGUAAUUGAUUUUCUGUCGUUGACGCUACUUACAAGCCAGACGAUUGCAGUUGAUGAGAAAGCAAUCACUCUAGCUUCCCGUUGCCUCAGCCUACGUUUGUAGCAUGUACGUCUUCGGUUUCGGCCGCCUGUUUGUGCGCGCGUCUUUUUCAACAUCUAGUUUUAUCUGCAUUUAACGCAUAUCUCUACUCUAGUUUUAACUUCUUCAUGAACUCGCACCGGUUUACCGUUGCCUUGGUUAUAAUAUCCAUGACUACACUGAUGAUGAUGGCCUCGGUCCACAGGAGCCUGUGUCUCACUGUCAGGCAGACCCUGUAUGCUUG